CGAUGGGACUUCCAGACUCUGACUGAAGCCAAGGAGUCAUCUCCAAAGCAGGGUUUUUGGGAACAAGAAUCAUCUCAGCAGGUCAUGAUGGAAAGACUUGUUAGAGCUGACUUCUGGUACUCCACCUUAGCAGGAGCCGGGGAAUAUAAGGACCAGUUAGGGAGGCAGCUGGGAAUCCAGGAGAAAUCUUUGAAACCUUCAGCCAUCACACAACAGAACAUUCCCACUGAGCUGAGGGGUCCUCAGUGUAAUGAAUUUGGAAUAAACGUUAGUCUAAGCUCAAUCCUUAUCAGGCAGCAGAGAUUGUUUAUAGGAGAGGGAAGCGGUGAAUGUGGAAAGAGGUUCAAACAUAAUUCUGACCUAAUUAAACAUCAAGAAAUAUGUUUAGGAAAGAAAAUCUGUGAAUGCAGUGAGUGUCAGAAAGCCUUCAGCCAGAAUGCCCAUCUUAUUCAACAUCAGAGAAUUCAUAGUGGAGAGAAACCCUUUACUUGUGGCGAAUGUGGGAAAGCCUUUACCUGGAGGACACGUUUUGUUCGACAUCAGAGAAUUCAUACUGGAGAGAAGCCUUAUGAAUGUAGUGCAUGUGGCAAAGCCUUCAGCCAGAAUGCCCAUCUUAUUGACCAUCAGAAAAUUCAUACUGGAGAGAAACUCUACCAGUGUGAUGAAUGUGGAAAAGCCUUCAGGUGGGGAACACUCCUUACUCAGCAUCAGAGAAUUCAUACUGGAAAAAAGCCCCAUGAAUGUAGUCAAUGUAGGAAAUCCUUCAGGUGGAGUACGGCACUUACUAAACAACAGAGAAUCCAUACUGGAGAGAAUCCCUACGAACGUAGGGAGUGUGGAAAAGACUUCAGGUGGAGUACAGCCUUUGCUCAACACCAGAAAUUUCAUACCGGAGAAGAACCCUCUGGUGUCUUGAGUGUGGAAAAGCCUUCAGCUGAAUUAUUCAUCUCAUCCAGCAUCAGAGAAUCCACACUGGAGAGAAACCCUAUAAAUGCAGUGCGUGUGGGAAAGCCUUCAGGUGCAGCUCAGCACUGAGCAGACAUCAGAGGUUUCAUGGUGGAGAAUAACCCUGGGAAUGUAGUAAAUAAGGAUACGUUUUCCUUCAGUCAUUCCUUCAAGAUAUGAUAGUAGUUCUGCUUCAGAGAAGCAGGGUGACUUACUGGGGAAAGCAUUGGACAGAGAGUCAGGCAAUACCUGGGUUCCAAUCCUGGCUUUGCCUGGUAUUGACUUGUUUAACCAAGAGCAAGUCGCAUAGUAUCUCUGAACCUCAUUUUCCUCUUUUGUAAAAUGGGAAUAUCACUUGUCUUGCACUCUCUACCUCACAGUGUUAUUGCGAUGAAGGUGCCCCAUACUUGUGAAUUCUUUGUUACUAGAUUUGGGGAGGCUGAGAGCAAAUUGCUUUCCCCCCUUAAUUUCCUUCUUACCUCCUCCACCAGGGAAUUGCCAAGCAUUGGUCUGAGUUCUGCAGUUAAAAGCCACUAAAUGGCAAAUUGCUGUCCCCAACCUAAAUAAUCACCAAGCUAAAUAGCUAAAUCUUCCGUUUUGAUAAAGCAGGGUGAACUAGAAGACAACAGCUUUUAAAACAAAGCUGCCGACUAAGCACAGGCUGGCCUAACUUUUGUACCAGGUCACCUUACUAGAAAAGCUCAUGUAAAUAAAUCGACGUGCAUGAAAUCAAAUCUGAUUUUGCUGUCGUCCAGUGAUAGGAGUAGUUUCAAUAAAUCAGCAUGGUUCCUGACAAAUUGUCUUUAUGACAAUGAACCAUUAAAGCCAUACUUGUAGGAUUUUAAACUUCCUAAAAUGUAAUCGAGUUGAUUAAGUAGGCUGAAAAAGGAGCAAGCCACUAUAAACUGUCUAAUACGGUGUCCCAGUGUACUGUGCACGGAUCUGUCGCUUCUUCAUAAUUACUGCCUGAUUUUAUACUGCAGCAAAUCAAAGAAGAUCACGGAAGCUGAGAGUUGAAAAGGGCCUCCGAGGUCAGUCAUCGGGUCCCCUGUACAGCAGUUCUGCUCCCUUCAGUCUCCCUGAAUGUGACGCCGUUAAAGUCUUCCAGUGACAGGGAAUCUACUACUGACCCCAGUUUUAGACUACCCUAAUUGUUAGGAAGUUUUUCCUUACGUUAAACCUAAGUUUUCCUUGGUACAGCUUCCACCUGUUAUGCUUACUUUUGGACUUUGGAUCCAAGCAGCUUCAAACUGCCUUAAGACUUUUGGGAUGCCCUGUAGUUGAAGGCAUCAUAAUAGCCUCAGUCUCUCUUUGUAAGGCUAAACAUUCCUAAUUCCUUUGUUUGAUCCCUGGCUAGCAUGGCCUGAAGCCCACUAAUGUUACUGGUCUCCCUCUUCUGGACAUGUUCCAUUUUAUUAAUGCCCUUCCUAAAAUCUAAUACCUACCUCUUCAGAACCAGACACAGCCUUUCAAAUGUGAACUGAAAAGGGCUUUAAGCAGUAUUUUCUUCUGUAUCCUAGACCCUGUGUGCUGAUUAAUGCAGCUUAGCAUUGAGUUAGCUUUUUCCAUGGCCAUGUCACCUUUUUUUUUUUUAUAAACACACCUUCCAUUCAUUUGAUUUUGAGGGGAGAUCCUAAGUAUGGAACUUAGAUAUCUAUCUCUGUUGAAUUGCAUAAUGUUAAAUUUGAUCCAUUAUUCUGGCCUGUCAAGAUCAUUUUGGAUUUGGAUUUUGUAAUGUAGUGUAUUAGCUAUUGUAAUGCCACCUGUAUUUUAAUCCAAAUCAUUGAUUUAAAAUUUGGAAUAGCACAGGGCUAAGGACAGAUCCCUGGGGCACACCACUAGAAACCUUGCUGUUUUAAUGACUACUCAGAGUCUGGUGCUUCAACACAUUGCAGAGCUAUGCAGUGUUUACCCCAUGCUCUUCCAUUUUGGAUAGCAGUAGAUAACAUUUCUUUUAUAUUAUUAACAAACAUUUCCCUAUACAAAGAAUGCAAACAGGAUUGUAUGUGAAAUCAUGCAUCUUUCAUGAAUAGCUUUUUAAAAAAUAUAAAAUUUAAUGUGAUGCUUCCAAUACUGCCCUGCUCCUCUGUGUCCUGAGCUUCUGUCUGCUCUCUCCUGUGUAUCUUAAAUGUUCUGUGAUGUUUUUUUGCACCAGUAUCAAUAAAUCCUCCUUCUUCCCUCAUCCCCAGUAACAAAUAAAUCUGUUCCAGCAAAACAAGUCAUUCACACGUUGGCCACGUCUGGAAUGUGGGCAGGCUGACAAAUGCUUUGCUUAGGAUGAAUGCUAACUUUGUCUAGUAGUGAGGUAACCCUGACAGAAGAGAAAUGCGGUUUGUCUGGUAUGAAUUGUUCUUCAUGAAUCAGCGCUGGCCCUUGCUGAUCCCUUCCCCUUCUAAGUGCUCACAAGCCAUCCCUUUAGUAUCAGACUCAAGCUCAAGGGUCUGUGGCUUGAAGACUUUGCCCUCCUUUCUUUUAGGGAAUGAGAUAAUAUUUGUUUCUCCAGCAUUGCCUUUCUCCACAGCUUCCUGAAGAUUGCUGACAGUGACCCAGGAAUUCUGUGCACCAGCUCUUUUCAGUGUCUUGGGCUGGAACAUUUCCCCCUCUGUGGAACUCUUCACUUAUUUUCAGUUUUGAGCCCUGAUUAGCUAUUUUUGUUCUGGUCUCCCUGGCACACACGUCUUUUUCUUUGGAAGAGAAAACAGGCAGAGGGAGGGUUGAGUGCUUCUCCUUCCCACUUGUUCAUUACCAUCGGCAGCUGUCUAUGAGCUCUGUCCUCAUCCUUUCUUAGAUCCCCUUGCCUGCAAAGUAGCUUUUAAUUUUUUAAGCAUUUACUGGAAGUGUCAGUUUAUUCUAAGUUUUAGAACUCACUUCUGGCAGUUUUACUGACCAUACUAAUCUUCUCUUCACUUUCUUGUCCUUCUUCAUGUAUAUUUUCAAAUUCUAAAUUGCAUUUCUUGGGCAUCCAGAUUGAUUCGCUGCCCACUUUCCUCCUGUACCUUUAUUGUAAUCAUGUGCUUGCAUUUCCGGCACUUAAUUUUUGAAGCUUCCUAUUCCUCGUGGGCCAAGUUCUCAAGAAGAUAGUGAGGUUGUGAAAUAGUAACCCUCCCUUCCAGAACUCUUUCAGAUCUGCUGUCUCCGAAUCUAGGGUGCAGAUUUAGGCUCCAUCCCCCUUUCUUCUGUUCUGGUCAGGGUUGCCAUCACUUCUGCUUCAGCAGUUAGUUCUUCCUUAUUGGUCAGAAGCCGGUGCAUGAAGAGAGUCUCUUGGUCCCUUCUUCCAUCUUUUGUAGAACAGAAUGAUCAUCAAGCAAGUCAAGAACUUCUUAGUUGUUCUGGGUUUGCCAGAGGGAGAGCUCCAGGAGACAUCUGGACAGUUUAACUCCCAUAUCACCACAUCACGCGUCCAUACCACACUUCUUGGUCUGUUUCCCAAAUCCUUAAUCCUUUCUAUUGGUUUUGCCAGUUGACCUACAGUAUACCCCAUGACCUUUUCUUCUUUCUGUUCUCUCUUCACCCCUUCCUAUGGUCGUGGCCCCAGGGAUACCGAUUAGAAAUACAGGACAGUUAGGGGAGUCUCCAUUGCCACUAGGUAUGUAGGUUGAGGCCCAUCUCAGCUUUGUCGAUAAGUAGCACAAAUACCAAAUACUCAUAGGUAUGGCGGGCGAAGUCUGUUUCUGAGUGUAUCGAUUGACUAAGCAAUGUAUGCUAACUGCAUAACAAAUUGAGACCAGGCCUCCUGAGCUUGGCACUGGACCCCAAAUACAGGGGGAGACAGAUUUUUAUGCAUUAAAAUAAAAUAAUUAAUAGGAUAUAAACCAGGAUGCAAGAUCAGGUAAUCUGGUUUCUAAUUGGAAGAAAGAUUAGGGGGUUUCUGAGCUGGGAGGGGGAAGGUAAACAGGUGCAAUUCCCUGAAAUGAGAAAAAGAAGUGUCCCACUUCCCCUCUGCCCCCCAGGUGUCUGUAUUCCCUCAGAGGAACAUACAAACUAACUGGCUGAUCGGGAUGGGGCAAGUAUGGGCCGUUUGGGAUGUAUAAUUGUGAGAAAACUCCUCAUCAGUCUUUGGAUCUGACUGGCUUUCUGGCCAGCGUAAUCUAGGUGCUUAGUUCAGGGGCUCUAAGCGGCAGGUGGAGGUGGUCCAGCUUCCCAGCCACACAGGCCUAGCUUCAAGCAAUGCAGUAGCUUUCUCACGAUUCCCAUAAUUGAACAAAGUUUUCUUUCAAGACCAAAAUUGGACUCGAUCCCUCAUUGAAUAGAAAGAGAGCUGAGCUGGCUCCAGAACCGAGUCACAAGAUGGGGGCAGUGUGGUUCAUUCAGUUCCCACAUAGGAGUCUCUUCUACCUCCUUUCCCCUUCACCCAUGACCUCGCACCUUUAGUUUUUGCUGUCAUAUGUAUAUGUAGGUAACAGAGAGGCAGAGGCUUGGGAUUAGGAAGACCCGGGUUCCAGGCGUGUUCGGGACGUGCCAGUCCCUGGCAGCUCUCUAAGACCCUGAGUUGUCCAGCUGCCGCUGCUAGGCUGUGCUGCAGGGAACCUGUGACCAUGCAAUCCUAGAUCCAGGCCUCGCUCCCUACCGUGGAGGUAGAACUGUUACAACUGCUCAAAGUCCUUCUUGCACUUACUCGUCCAUCCUCCCUUCUGUCCUGGCGGUUUGUCUCCUUUGUUGCAUUUACCCAGUCAAAUCUACUUCAUUCAUGCCAGAGAGGCAAGGCGGUGUGGGGUGGGGGAGAGGGGCCCUCCGUGGGCCAGGAAGGCUUGGUUUCAAGGCCUGGACUGGGCCACACCAGGGGAGUCAGUGACUGAUUUGGUGACCCAGGUAGCUCUCCAAGCCUAAUUGCUGAGGUGGAGUGGGCUUCCACAGGGCCCGGAUCUCCUCCCUUUUGUAGCUUCUUUUUGUCUUUUUUUGCUUUUAGGCAA
Molecule: messenger RNA, 5855 nt
Organism: Phascolarctos cinereus (koala)
Lineage: Eukaryota; Metazoa; Chordata; Mammalia; Diprotodontia; Phascolarctidae
Source: RefSeq, a predicted model, not a curated record